AACUGCACUUUCAAAAGGGCACCGUGCAAUCUGAGUGAUGCCACGACGCCUAGAUCAGAGCCGGAAAGGUGGGCGAUCCUUCGCCCCCAUCAAGCAUCCGCGCUGUUCCCCUGGAGCGGGCGGCAGCCGCUCCGCGAGCUCCAUCCGUUGGCUCCUCCCCCGCCUCACCGGCCGGGCCCAGGGAAGCCUCGGCGGGGGCUCGGGCGCCGGCCUCCCCAGCCCGCGGCCCGCGAGGCGUCAGGUCCCGGGGCGGGGCAGGCCCGGGCCGCCCAGUUCCUGAUUCUAUAAGCGGCGCCGGGGGCUGGUGGCGCCAGAGGCGCCGGGACCGCGGGCAGCGAAAGCAUGGGCCCGCGCCCCGCCGCCAGCCUGCCCCCAGGCCCCGGCCCGCGGCGGCAGCUCCUCCCCGCCGUCCUGCUGCUGCUGCUGCUGCCGCCGGCGGCCUCGGGCGCUGGGGCCGGCCGGCCGCCCCACCUCGUCUUCGUGCUAGCGGACGACCUGGGCUGGAACGACGUGGGCUUCCACGGCUCCAACAUCCGCACGCCGCACCUGGACGCGCUGGCGGCCGGCGGGGUGCGCCUGGACAACUACUACACGCAGCCGCUGUGCACGCCCUCGCGGAGCCAGCUGCUCACCGGCCGCUACCAGAUUCGCACAGGUUUACAGCACGAAAUAAUCUGGGUCUGUCAGCCCAGCUGCGUUCCUCUGGAUGAAAAGCUUCUGCCCCAGCUCCUAAAAGAAGCAGGCUACACUACCCACAUGGUCGGAAAGUGGCACCUGGGAAUGUACCGGAAAGAAUGCCUCCCAACCCGCCGAGGAUUUGAUACCUACUUUGGAUACCUCCUGGGUAGUGAAGACUACUAUUCCCACGAGCGCUGUACAUUUAUCAACGCUCUCAAUGCCACACGAUGUGCUCUUGAUUUUCGAGAUGGUGAAGAAGUUGCAACAGGAUAUAAAAAUAUGUAUUCCACAAACAUAUUUACCCAAAGGGCGACAGCCCUCAUAACUAACCAUCCACCUGAGAAGCCUCUAUUUCUCUACCUUGCUCUCCAGUCUGUCCAUGAGCCCCUUCAGGUCCCUGAGGAAUACCUGAAGCCAUAUGACUUUAUCCAAGAUAGGAACAGGCAACAUUAUGCAGGAAUGGUGUCCCUUAUGGAUGAAGCAGUGGGAAAUGUCACCGCAGCCUUAAAAAGCCGUGGGCUCUGGAAUAACACAGUGUUCAUCUUCUCCACAGAUAACGGCGGGCAGACUUUAGCUGGGGGCAACAACUGGCCCCUUCGGGGAAGAAAAUGGAGCCUGUGGGAAGGAGGCGUUCGCGGGGUGGGCUUUGUGGCCAGCCCCUUGCUGAAGCGGAAGGGCGUGAAGAACCGGGAGCUCAUCCACAUCUCCGACUGGCUGCCAACGCUGGUGACGCUGGCAGGGGGCAGCACGAGCGGGACCAAACCUCUGGACGGCUUCGACGUGUGGAAAACCAUCAGUGAAGGAAGCCCAUCCCCCAGAAUGGAGCUGCUGCAUAACAUCGACCCAAACUUUGUGGACAUUUCUCCAUGUGCUGGGAACGGCUCUGCUCCAGCAAAAGAUGACUUUUCUCUCCCAGAAUAUUCAGCCUUCAACACCUCUGUCCAUGCUGCAAUCAGAUACAGAAACUGGAAACUCCUCACGGGCUACCCAGGCUGUGGUCACUGGUUCCCUCCACCAUCUCAACACAGUGUUUCUGAGAUACCCUCGUUGGACCCACCAACCAAGACCCUCUGGCUCUUUGACAUUGAGCAGGACCCAGAAGAAAGACAUGACCUGUCCAGAGAGUAUCCCCACGUGGUCAAGCAGCUCCUUUCCCGUCUACAGUUCUACCACAAACACUCCGUGCCCGUGUACUUCCCGGAUCAGGACCCCCGCUGUGACCCCAAGGGCACUGGGGUUUGGGGCCCUUGGAUGUAGGACUUGGGGCUGCCUUGGGUGGGAGGCUGGAAGACCUUUCUGUUGCAAGUUGGACUUCGGACCUUCACUCGUGUGAUUCUCAUCCCAUUUGUUCUCCCAACCUGGCUUCACCUGGCCCUUCUCUUGCUCCGAAACCGAAUUGACGAGUCGCAUUUCAACCCCUCAUGCAUUUAAGAAGUUGACAAAAUCUAAAACACUCCUGCUGUUGGCAGGGGGUGUCCAGAGGAGAGGGUGACUGAGUUCAUGGGGCAUGCCCCUUCCAGGAGUGGGGGGCAGCUGGGAACUGGAUCUGAGGAGGAAGCUGAGUCCUGGAGCAGCUGGCUCCUGUCGCCUCCCGUCACAUGUUACAUGUCCCUCUGCCAAUGACCAGCUUUGAUCGGAGUGACUCACAUUUCUUGUAACAAGUGAAGGGAUCAGACCAUUGUUAAUGGCUCUGCUGGCCAGGGGGGCUCCCUGUCUGUGAGAGAUCAUGUGCAGGCCUUCCGUGUGCGUCACCCUCCGUGGUCACCCCGCGCCCACUCACCUCAUCACUCGCCCCGUCCUGGAGGGCAAGGCCCAUUCCACUGCCGAGGCCAGCAUGGCAGUAGGCCCGCCGCUUGGUUCUGGUCUUUACAACAAAGAACUGUGUCUUUAUUCCCAAGUUUUACCCCAGUCGUUGCUCAUUUUCUGUAGACUUCCUGCCACCCCAGCUCCCCUGUGGUUUUCUUCCUCCCCUUCCUUUCGACUCGGGCCUCCUGUGCCUGCGAAGCCUGCUCUGCUCUCCGCUCUGAGCGCCGCUGGUUUGGGCACUCGGACCUCUGCCUUCCUUUCGACCCCAGCUCCCAAGUGAGAGCCCUGCCCAGAUGGUGGCCGGCCUGGCCCUGAGUGUGCUCGUGGUGGACGUGAAGAGGCCUGGGCAGGUGAGCCUUGGGUUCGUGUCAUCUGUCUGGUGAGGAGUUUUCUAGUAACAUGGAGUUGAUCAUCAUGAUUGUGACUUUGUCUCAUAACAUAGCGAGAGUCGCACUGACUGCUAUUGCCCGCAGUGAGGAAAAUCCCCAGGAAGGGUACUGUUGUUCUGAGAUGAUGGGAAUGGCCAGCGUCUAAGAUUCUGGGCCUUGGUGAAGCCAGGCGAGCACAUCCAUGCUUCUCUUAUUCUCCCAGUUUUACUGCUUUUAUUGAGGUUCGGGGGUGGGGGGUAUGCACAGUGUGACCUGCCAGCCCUUCCUCAGGCCCGCCAAUGUCCUACUGAUGCGGAUGGGUCCAGUUUAGCUGCAAAGAGUAUCAGACUGGAGACGUGGUGCAAAACGGGACUCUUUUUCGCAUUCGCUGCACUUUUCAUUCACCGCCUGUCCCCAGGGCCUGCUUCAGUGCCCGCUGCACCGGAGGCACUCGGCACACUUUUAAAAAUGAACGAGUGAAUGGGCCAAGGAGCACAUGAGAAAGUCUCACACCGAGAAAGGUGGUGUCCAGUGAGCAGAAAACAGGGUUAACAUCACUGUCUCCCAACCACUGCUUCUCUGUUCUCAAGCCACCCGCUAGGGUCGGAGCACAGUCCGCACGUCUGGGCAGUCGCAGGACACGCCGUAGUGAGGUUGUCGUGUCCUCUGGCUGGGGUGGAAUAUGCCCACCAAAGGUACUCAUCUUUCGCCAGUAUUCCCCAGUCUAUCUAUUCUUCUUAGGACACUAUAAAGAGAAACUACCAAAUAAUAUGACAUAGGUCUCAGUAUAGCCGUCUUCCAAUUCAGUAACUGUAUUUUCUGGUCGCUACUAACUUGGAUUGUAUUAAAAUAGGAUGACUGGAAGGAAAUGGUGCUAGAACUAAUGACACCUAUUACCAGCCGAUACCCCACUCCCGGCUUGGCAGACAGCCGGUCAGAAUGCUGUCACCUCUCUCUCACUUCCAAGCCUGUGGCAGAUUUAUGAACUGAGUCCAGAUGCUCCUCCUAAUCCCAGGGCUGUAGGUUGCCACUAAUACUGUGAGAUUGGAGGCAGCACUAGGUGACACCUCUGUCCUCCCUGCGGUCCCCACUCCAGCUCCUGCUGUGUACAGUGUCCACGUUCGGCAUUCAGGAUUUAAAAAGCAUUUUAAAGAUUGAUUUUCUGUAAAACUUCUGCUGGGAUUUAAUUUUAUUCACAAUAGAAUGCGUCUCAUUUAAUUUUUUUCUUCUGUACUAGACUGAGCAGAUUCAUAUGUGGUCAUUAAAAGUAUUAAUGUUUUUUUCUUUCUGAAUUUGUUUAUUGUUAAAGCAGGGUUUUGUUUCUUUUAUUGUUUUUCU
Messenger RNA from Molossus molossus (Pallas's mastiff bat), 4190 nucleotides. RefSeq names its product arylsulfatase B (gene ARSB). The coding region runs from base 343 to 1935 and encodes 530 amino acids. Lineage: Eukaryota; Metazoa; Chordata; Mammalia; Chiroptera; Molossidae. The transcript has 9 exons. The record is from RefSeq and is a predicted model, not a curated record.